Thelazia callipaeda (thelaziosis nematode) is the source of this 1854-nucleotide messenger RNA. The record is from the annotation of a GenBank genome assembly. NCBI's taxonomy places the organism in Eukaryota, Metazoa, Nematoda, Chromadorea, Rhabditida, Thelaziidae.
AUGAAAGUAGCAAAGUCUGAGCUUAAUAAACAUCCUUGCCUGUUUUAUCCCAUUUCUUCUACUCCUUUAUCACGCAGUUCACGUUGUAAUUUUUCACAAAGUAGCAUUGGUGGUGGCUCACCUAUUGAUGGUAAUAUGCUUCCACGUUCUAAUCGACCACGUGAUCUACGUGUUAUUCCAGCUUCACCAUUUGUCGUAACACGUACGAAUGAAAGUUGUAGUACACCAAUGAAGCAUAGCAUUGGUAAUAAAUGUACUUCUCCUUGUCGAGUCCAUGCUACUAUUGGAGGUAGUCCUGGAACUACUGGUGGUGCACCAGAUGAUGAUUAUAUGCCUGCAAAAAUGAUGGUGGCUCCUCAACCCCAAAGUGCUAAUUAUCGCGAACGUAACGAUUCUUCUCAAAGCAAAAGUUUACAUUACAGCCAACAACGACGACAAAGUAUGGGUGCUAUAAUACCAGCUCAUGUUGGUGCUUUUGCGGCUGGGGAUUGGCGAUAUCGAGAUCAUGAAAGUCCAUUAGAUGACCAACAGCUAGCUGUUGAUAAUCGCCGAAUAGUUGCUCAUAAUAAUAACAGUAAUAAUAAUGAUAUGCGAGUAGCAGUACUGGAGCAAAGAGUUCGGGAACUAGAAGCGGCAAUGAUUACUGGUCAAGCUUCGUCAAGUGUCAUGCCUGCAUCCUUAAUUAUACCUGUAAUUGGAAGUAAAAAUAAAAAUUCAUCUCGUAUUCUUCGAAGUGCAUCAGGUCAGUUUGUGGUAUCUGCUGCAUCAGCUUCUACAACACAGCAGCUAAUGGCUCAAGAAGUAGUAGAUCGAGAAAUUGAAGUUGAAAGAUUACAAUCACAGUUGCGUAAAUGCUACUCACGCAUGGAAUUACGGCAAGUGCAAUAUGAUGAAGAGGUAAAUUCAUUCCGUUUGGAAUCUGAAGAAGCAAAAGCUCAACUCUCAAAAGUCAAAUGUCGUCUAAAUGAAUUAGAAAAAGAAUGUGUAGCAUAUCGUGAAAAAGCAAUGACCGUUGACGCUGACCGCAAUAAUGCUAUUGUGUCAUCCUUGGAAAAAAUUUCUGCGCAAGAACGAGAAAUACUAGCAUUAAAGAAUGAACUAGAUCGACAAGCUCAGAUAGUCAAAGAUCUGGAACAAGUGAAAAAAGAAUAUAAUUUUUUGGAAUUACAAAAUGAAGCAUUAAAUUCAAAACUUGACAACAAAGAAGCAACUAUUCAUGAACUUGAAGAACGCAUUUCGGCAAUGAAAGUAGAUGCUCAUAAACAGGAAAGUGGUUCAGUAAUGCACACAACGGAUUCUUUCUCAUUACUCGAUUUCGAUACUACGAAAAUUUCGAAGAAAUUAACUAAAAUUCAAGUGCAAAAAACGAAAAACGAUUCGACACCACCGAAAACAGCAGGAAAAAAUGAAAAAUCUUUGAGAAAAAUCUCAAGAUCUACUCCAUCUUUGGCUUCGAAUAAUCCUGAAACUGAUGAAAAAAUUCAAGAUCAGAUUUCAUUGUCGGCAUCAGAGUUAGCGCAGAAGCAACUUAAUUUGGCUUCAGAAUGUCGAAUACUUGCUAAAUGUCUAAAGGAUGUGGCUGUAAAAGCAAUUGCUGGUAAUGCUCCAAGGAUCAAUCGUUUGCUAGGAUGUAGAAGUGAUUCGAUGUCAGAAUCAGAAUCAGAACCAGAGCAGCUCUCUGUCAAAUUAAAUCCGACACCAUCAUAUCAGGCUGAACAGUAUGUUAAAAUAGUUACAUAUGAUCUAGAACGAAUUGAAAGAGAUUUAAAUUGCUUACGAAAAAGUUUUGUGGUAUAUUAUCAGAAGAAAAUUGCGCAUGAGUUGGACAAAGAUAGCUCUUGUCGUAUUCAGUAG